Ananas comosus (pineapple) is the source of this 706-nucleotide messenger RNA. RefSeq lists its product as uncharacterized. The transcript has 5 exons. Bases 312 to 665 code for a protein of 117 amino acids. NCBI's taxonomy places the organism in Eukaryota, Viridiplantae, Streptophyta, Magnoliopsida, Poales, Bromeliaceae. The record is from RefSeq and is a predicted model, not a curated record.
CUUUUCUGUCUAAUUUGAGUGCCCUAAAUCCAGAACUUUGUAUCACAGCGGCUUAUGGAAAUAUUUUACCUCAGAAGUUUCUUGAUAUUCCAUCAUGUGGUACAGUUAAUAUCCACCCAAGUUUGCUGCCUCAGUAUCGUGGUGCUGCUCCUGUUCAAAGGGCAUUACAGGAUGGUGUAACAGAAACAGGAGUAUCCCUUGCUUAUACUGUUCGUGCGUUGGAUGCCGGACCAGUGAUUGCAUAUGAAAAAGUGAAAGUUGAUGAGUGCAUAAAGGCAACGGAAUUACUUGCAAUUCUCUUCAACUCCGCUAUGUAUCGUCGCCGGGGUAGACCGUCGUUGCGGAAGCGUGCCCAGUUGACGCAGGAUCGUGUGGGACCUUCCGAGAUGCCUGAGCAGGCGGAGCCGAGUGCCCGGCAGGAGCAGAGUGUUCGACCGGAGGCGAGUGCAUCCCCUGACUGGAGUGCACAGAUGGCCGCCCUGACAGAGGUGACGAGGCGGCAGGAGUUGUUAGAGAGGUUGUGUGAGAGGGUAGCCCCGCCACAGAGUACAGUACCGAGCGCACCAGAGCAGACGGUUCUACCUCCCACUACUCCAACCGCAGCACUAGCCGCGGCUGUACCUCCACCAGCGGCAGUUCCAGUAGCACCAGUUGCACCUCUUUGAGGACCGGUCCAGAUGACCGAGGUUGACCAGGAGCGGAUGAC